This is a messenger RNA of Dendronephthya gigantea, 5933 nucleotides long. RefSeq names its product receptor-type tyrosine-protein phosphatase F-like. Gene Ontology annotation, molecular function: protein tyrosine phosphatase activity; protein binding; carbohydrate binding. The record is from RefSeq and is a predicted model, not a curated record. Bases 776 to 5494 code for a protein of 1572 amino acids. The transcript has 33 exons. Gene Ontology annotation, cellular component: membrane. Lineage: Eukaryota; Metazoa; Cnidaria; Anthozoa; Malacalcyonacea; Nephtheidae. Gene Ontology annotation, biological process: protein dephosphorylation.
UCGUCAGGCUGGCUACGCCGGCCACAGGCAAGUAGCUACCCUUCGUAUGGCUGUAUGUAAGUAACGUACCAUAUAUUUAAAGUACCGUUCUUUCUUUUUAUACAAUCCUAAUUAUCAUACAUCAAAGAUGAUAAAAGCAUUGCGUGUUAGUUUCUUUGUUAUAUGAAGUGCGGAAGCGUAAAGCACUGAAGAAUUUGUCAUCUUAUCAUCGUCUAAGCUCUUACUCGCUUCGUAAUAGAGAAAAAUCACACGAUGUCUUGGGUAUUUCAUCGAUGGUUCGUUUUAUGUGGCGUGUCAUUGUUGGUGAUUAAAGGUUGUCGCUGUUUUUUUCUGAGACACACCAGUUCUGAAAAGUGUCUUGCCUCUGAAAAAGUCCCUUGGAGGAUAAAUCCUUACGGGCAUGUAUAUUGGGCUGAGCUAUUGGAUUGCUUGGAUUUUAGUGCUGAAUUACGAUAUUUACGGGAUACAGAGGUGCUCCACAACAUAGCGAGGAACGGCUCGCUCAUGUUUGUCGAUGGCAGUGUUUACCAACAACGCAUGGUCGCUUAUGACGCCAACCCGACAAAGCUUCCAACUUGGGAAAGUGAUCCUCGACAUAGCAUGAGACAAAAAGCUGCUGGAUCUUUAUUUUUCUACGAUAGCAAGACUGACUCAUGUGCUCAGCCUGAUGAUAAUAAGAAAUUUAUCAAGCGGAAAAAGAAUGGGUGCGACGAUACGGAAGAACAACAAAAGUUCACUUUUGGUUCAGUGACGCAGUUUGGCGACAAAAUGAAAGAUGUUCAUUGUUCUCCAUAUACAACGUAUGCUGAUCCACAAAGCUCAUUAUGGUGAUUUCAAUAAUAGCGGGACAUUUAAUGCGAAUGCAGCUAUUGAUAUCCAGUGUAGUGGAUUGACAAGUUGUCAGGUGAAACCUCUUUGCGGUGGAAACAGAUCUUGUGAAUUGACCGUUGACAAUAAUUUACUGUCACCAUUUUGUUCUGAUACCACAAAACAACUUUAUAUCGAGUACACUUGUGUGGACAACUAUCCUAACCCUAUAACAACAGCGUUUAACAUAAGACUAUCAAAGUCGCCCAACGAAGGUUUCAUUGAAGUGAAGAAUGACACAACGUGGAGAAAAGUUAUUGAGGAAAAUUGGGAUAAAGAUCGUCAAAAAAUGUUGUGUGAACACUUGGGAUUUGGCGAAACGAGCGCUAAUACUAUUAGAAACAUGGAGAUAACUGCAAAUGAAGAAAUUGCAUCUGGAGAUUUGGUGUGUUAUAACACAGGAUCUGGUGGAACAUCCUGUUGUGUCCAUCUUGUUCCCUCUACAACCACUGCAAAGGUUGACACAACAUAUGCUGAGUGUAAGAUUUGUGACAAUCAGUUACUAAACGACGAAAGUACUUUUCCUGAUAACAUAUUUCGUGGCAAUGGAGGUAAUAGUUUUCACGAAGCAAGGUUUACUAAAGGUGGAUGGUGUUCCUCGACGCCUGGCUCAUAUCUUACCAUCGACCUUCAAAAAGAAUAUCACAUAACACGAGUUUCAGUCAUGGGUGAUAAAGAUCAGACAAAGUGGAGUGGAUCAUAUUCAUUGAAAUACAGCCAUGAUGAAAGUUUGGUGGAUAGCAGUCGUGUAGUACAGAUUUUAGGAAACCAGAACGGUUAUCAAGCAUUGACUACAGACGUUGAUAUAUAUAAUGCGAGAUUUCUGAAGAUAGAAUCAACUGGAACUGCAGAUUUUUGUCUCAGAAUAGAACUGUGUGGACUGGCCCAAAAGCCAGCUUCUGUUUCCGACAUUCAAAUCACGACUUUCGAGAGAUCAGCUCGUGUGACUUGGAGUAUUGAGACCUCCCCAACAGCCUCGAGUUACAUAACAAAGCUUGAAAUAUAUUUAAACGAUAACCUCCGUAAAACAAUUUUACGAGGAAAUUCUUAUCAGUUUGAUAUUAGUAAUCUUACGCCAUUCACUAAAUAUACUGUUGGAAUUGAAGCCGUUGAUGGUUCUUCAGAGAGUAGCAGAAUAAAUAGAGACUUUGAAACUAAAGAAGCAGUUCCUAGUGGUCCUCCACUGGAUGUAAAGUUUGAAUCUCGCGGUAAAACUACACUACAAUUAUCUUGGAUGGAUCCACGAUCGGAUCUGCAUAAUGGAAUACUGAGAGGCUAUCAAGUUUGUUAUUCCUCCCAAAAAACGUCAACUAGUCCGAAAUGCAAUGAAAUAACGACAUUGUCAUUCACCAUCGAUGAUCUUCGACCUUCCACAAAGUACUUUGUAACUGUUGCGGCUGGUACAAGAGCUGGUUUUGGAAUCAAGAGUGCAGAAAUCAAUAAAACGACAAAUGGAGAUCCUGUACAAACUGUGGCAAACUCGCCUUCAAGCCUGAAAAUAGACCUCAGCAAACCAGACAAAUAUGUUCAAGACGUCAUGAUAAUCGUGAAAACUGCUGAGAACAUCCUUAAACCGGUGGAAGAAAUUAAAACAAGUGAUCUUAAACCUUAUCAGUCAAACACUCAAGAUCCUUACAUCACUGCUUAUUUGAAGACUGAUGUUCUCCCUUCAUCGUUCGUGAUCGGUGAUGGCAAAGAAUAUAAAUAUAAAAACAUGAUCUACGUUAACCAACGUCUUCAACCAAACUCAAGUUACAACGUGUUCUUGAGAUUCUUUGAAAGUCAGAGGUUCUUUUACUCGACAGAAUGGAGCAAGAGUGUCAAAACUAUGGCAAUUCCUCCGGCUCCAGUCAUCUCAAAAAUCACGCCUACUGGUCGUAAUGAGUACAAUAUUUCAUGGUAUCAACCCUUGUUGCCAGAUCAGCAAACUGUCUUGAAGUAUCAUGUCAACUACAGUGCUUCGAAUGAGCCAACAGAGCGAUCGACCAGCAAUAAUUUCAUCAUUAUCGAGGUUGACUAUGAUAAACGAUAUACGAUUAACAUUCGUGUUGAAACUGAGGCUGGAAAAAGUCAGGCAGCUUCAAAAUCCUGGUUGUCUCUUUCAGAGCCUUUAAAGCCCCCAAAGAGAACUACCGACAGUUACAUAGUGAUACUCCGGAAACCAAACGAGAAGAAGAAUAUAAGAACGGUCGCUCUUGUAUUGCUGUUGUCUGAAUCAAGUGUGCCUCCAGCACCGGGUGAUAUCAAGAUAGAAAGCUCAUUUCCUCCAAAAAACAGAACGGAUGUCGCUUUUAUUGCUAAGGAGUUUAAUAUAAGUGAUUUUCAAAGUGAUACAAUAGAAAUAUCUCUUCAAGAGUCUAGAAAUAACAGACGAAGAAAGAGGGAGGCUGUUAAGAUUAAAAAUGCACUAAGGCCGAAUGAGACGUAUAGAACUGCACAAAUGAACACUGACGAGUCAGGGAAUCGUACCUUGUCAUUCUGGAGUGAAUCAUUCAAAGUUGGCGAAGAAGAAGAUAGUAAGGGUGAAAAAAAUGGUGCUUCAACUCCGUCUACUGCUCCAACAACCACAACAACAAGAAAGGUUAUUUCUGCUACUGAAGAUCGUGAAGGAGGUGGAGGUGAUGGUGCUUCAGUCGCUACUGCAGUUGGUGGAGCAAUAGCUGCGGUUGUCGUUAUCAUCGCCUUGAUUCUUGCUUUUCUCUAUUUCAGAAGAAGGAGGACGAAUCGAGACAAAGAGACGGGUUUGCAUGGCGAGUGGGAUGAAAAGAAAGGAAUUAGAAAUGAUAAUCUUGACGAAACAGACGCUGGUGUGUCGCCAGAUAAUCAACCAGUAAAUGCGAACGACGAAGGAAUUUAUUCAAACGAAGCAGGUGAUUUUGAAGAGAAACAGCAUCCAUCAGUCCCUGUCAAGGAGUUUGCGCAUUUUGUAAAUGAAAUGAAAGCAAAUGGAAAUUACGAAUUUAACAAAGAAUAUAAUGAUUUACCUAAAACUUUGAAUUCAUCUUGGGAAGUGUCGAAAAAACUAUACAACAAGCCUAAAAACAGAUAUGGAAAUAUCGUUACAUACGACCAUUCUCGGGUGGUUCUCUCGGGAGAUGAAAAGACAGAUUACAUAAACGCCAGCUACAUUGAUGGUAUCAAGGAAAAGUCAUACAUUGCUUGUCAAGGUCCUAGGACGAAUACUGUGAACGACAUGUGGAGGAUGGUUUGGGAACAACGUAGUUAUUCCAUUGUGAUGGUCACCUCUCUCGUUGAACUUGGCAAGCCAAAAUGUGAGAAAUAUUGGCCUGACAACGGAAGUGAAAUGUAUGGUGAUAUUGAAGUAACUUUGAUGAAGACUGAAGAGUUUGCUUACCAUGUGACGCAUAUUUUGCGAAUUGAAAAGGAUGACGAGGAACGCGAAGUGCGCCAUUACUACUUUCAAUCUUGGCCCGAUCAUGGAGUACCUAAAUAUCCCACUCAGCUCCUGGCCUUCAGAAGACUUUUCAGAACGCAUCACAUGCAGCAGUCCGGACCUAUCGUGGUCCACUGCAGCGCUGGUGUUGGACGAACAGGUGUCUUUCUUGCAAUUGACACAAUCCUUGAAAGACUCGAGAAAGGUGUCAUCAAUUCCAUCGAUGUUUUUGGACACGUCUGCGCAAUGAGAGAACGAAGAAUGAAUAUGAUCCAAACUCUGGAACAAUACAUAUUCGUUCACGAUGCUAUUUUGGAGACAAUCCUGUGUGGCAUGAACGAAGUUGAUGCUUCUAAACUCCAAAAGGAGGUGGCAAAUCUUAGUGAAGUUAAAGCAAGUGGAAUGACAGGAUUUGAGGAAAAGUUCAAGAGGUUGGUUGAAGUUUCGCCAAAGCUAUCAGAAGACGAAUGCGCUGCAGCAUUGCUUGAUGGAAAUCACAAAAAGAAUCGCAAUAAGAAUGUUCUUCCAGCCGAAGGUAAUCGUGUUCCACUUCAGUACAUGGAAGGAGUGGAUGACUCGGACUAUAUUAACGCUGUGUUUGUUCAUGGUUACCUUGGUAGGAACUACUUCAUCGCUACACAAAGCCCACUGCCCGGCACGAUCAACGACUUUUGGCGGCUGAUUCAUUCGCAGAAAUCUUCCACCAUUGUGUUGUUAAACAACGUCAAAGAUGGAACGUCAUUCCCGAUAUUCUGGCCAACCAACAGGGGGGAGCCGAAGCAAUAUGGCACCCUGACUGUUCAGUUGGACUCAGAGAAAGAAUCAGAUGGAAUAUGGACAAGAAAGUUUAUCAUCUCGCCAUAUCCAGAUUUGACAGAUGGUCAAGUUGUGAAUAUUUUCCAAUACACCAAAUGGCCGGACCAUCGCACACCUCCCGACGCUAAUGGCGUCAUCUCGCUCACGUCAUUGGUCGAGAACUCAAGGAAGAGUUUUGAUCCAGCACCAAUCAUUGUCGCAUGCAGUGAUGGGGCAGGACGAACAGGAACGUAUAUCGCCAUUUCAAACCUUCUGGAAAGAAUGAAAAUUGAACAAGCGAUGGACGUUUUCCAGGCGAUUAAAAUCAUCAGAGGAAUACGACCACAGUUUGUUGAAAAUGCUGAACAAUACCAAUUCUGUUACAAGGCCAUGAUGACGUACCUAGACAGCUUCAGUGAGUAUGCAAAUUUUGAAUAAGCCGGAUAAACGGACGCCAUUUUGUUAAAUAGUAACUUUGCCAUAAUAAUAUUAUAAGUAAGAUCACUAAAAGCGAUCAAACCUACCAGUUUACAACGACUGUAAAUUGUCUUAAAACUCUAGUUUUCUUCAAAACGUAUAAAUAUAUAGUAAAUAAAUAUAAAGUCACAGUAUAGUUCCAUGAAUUCCUGUGUGAUAAUAUCUUUCUUGUAAUCAGACUUAGACAGGAUAGUUCCUAGAAAGUGUUGUUAGCGAUUUUAUUUUUCGAUACGACUUUUAAUUUUUAUACAUAUAGUAUAUUCUAUUUUUACUAAUUCUGAAAACUAUUUUUAAAAUAGACAUCCUUCUAUUAUGAAUGUAAUUUAAUUAAGUGAGAUUUAGAUUUUAAUCCAUUUGAACUAAUAAAUGCUAACAUGCACGAACACGUAGUAACCUGCUG